Molecule: messenger RNA, 2367 nt
Organism: Saitoella complicata NRRL Y-17804
Lineage: Eukaryota; Fungi; Ascomycota; Saitoellomycetes; Saitoellales; Saitoellaceae
Exons: 1
Coding region: 1-2367 (788 amino acids)
Source: RefSeq, a predicted model, not a curated record
AUGCCUGGGGAUCCAGUCACUUCCUCCCUGUCCUCGGUCGACGACCACAAGGAACAUGUAGCGCUUUGGAUGCAGUUGACGGCCUACCCAGCCUCCACGGCACGAACGGGAGGCCACUCCCACCCCGCCGCACGAGGCGGCGGCGCGAUCUACGCAUGGGCUUCUAUCGUCCGAUUGUGCGAUGAUGCGAGUGGGAAUGAAGAAGAAGUACAAUUCUAUGAUGAUGUUUGUUUGAUGGAGGUGUUGCCGGAGGAGUAUGCGUUUCUGAGGGCGUCUGUUAAGGGGACGAGGAGUCCGCCGCGGAGUCCGCCGGAGAGUUGGUUGAGGAUGGUUGGAAUCGGCAGUGGGAGUGGGAGUGUGGUGGAUUUGAGACAGAUGAGUCCGUUGAGUGCGGUUAGGGAGAGGAUUGAGCAACAAGCACGGCAACGACGGUCACCCUCCCUCUCUCCUCCGACAUUGCCACUGUCUCCCUCGAUGGAGGCUGGAACUCAAGCCGGACGCUUCGCCCUCCAUCAAUCGUCCUACACGCGCCCAACCCUCGGCCCCCGGGACCCGAGGAUCAUGGUCCAACGCUCUACACCGACCGUCAGCGAGGUCGGAACGGCGAUGAGUGAGAUGGAAAUGGAUGUCUCGGAUGAAGCGAUUGAGAGUAGGAUACGCGAGUUACGGGAGGUGCAGGCGCAGUAUGAGGCUUUGAAGCUGAGGAUGAAGGAAGAAGAGGGUUUGGUGGCGUCAGAGCUGCUCGGGGAAAGUUCCCCGUCCCCUUCGCCGGCACCGGGUGUCAUUCCACAACCAGAGAUGUCGUUCGCGAAGCAUACGGCGCUUUUGGCUGCGAGAACUCCGAGUCCGCGAACCCUACCGCCCUCACUUACACCCUCGCCUGGCCCUCCCCCGAGCGAAGGCCUCUCCGUGUUCCUUACCUCGAGCCAGAGUCACAGCCCCGGGAGCCCUAGUCCGGGCACGACAGUCCAUAACCCUUCUCCGCAACCUACGUUGAGGGAGGAGGGACAAGACGCGGAUUUUCUGAUGUCCGUGAGGGAAAGUCGGUCGCCUGGUCCCGGUAGUGUCGUGUCUGGUGAUGAUCAGUCCCAUCUGGGCUACGUAUCGACGGGGCUGGUAUCCCCCGUCGAGGGCCCUUCCCCAACGACAACGUCGAAUUAUGAUUCGGUGUUGCGGUAUGCGUCUUCUACUGAAGCCGGAGAGGAGUAUUUCCCUCCGCAGUUCACGGGGAUGAAUGUGCCCGGCGAGGAGGACAGAGGAGGAGGUGGCCAUGGUCUUCGGCAGGGUGGAGGAGGGUAUUCGGCGAGUCAUGCGUUCCCGUCUGGGAUGUCUCCGCUUCAACUCCAGACUUAUGAUCAGCAAUAUGGACGAGAUCCGUCGCUGUCACCGCGCUCGCCUGAGAUCUUUGCGUCCCCGGAGAUGUUGUCGCCGCUUUCCGGGACGUAUAGUAAAUCUUCGCAGAGUUACCCGAUUACGCCAUCGACGGCGACAGCGAUGCAGUUCAGUCUUCCCAAUUCGAUGUCGCCUGGGAACUCCCCGUCUUUCUCUUCGCCUCUGUAUUACUCGCCAACAUCGGAGGAGUUUUACAAGCAAGGUGUGGAGCAUCCGGGACGCGGUUCGUUUGGGUACCAAGUCACCAAUCCGGAUCUGUGCACUCCAGAGCCUGAUGAGCCUUCACCCGAGAGCUCACCGCCGUCGAUGUCGGCAGUCAACACGCGUACGAGCUCGAGCUCACCGUUCUCCACUGAACUGCUGCCGCGAGGCGUGCCCCGUUGCCUUCCUCCCCUCGAGCCGAAGCACACCAUUCCACCCGUCCCUGUUCCGCUCGCCGAUAGGCGUAUCGAUUUUGCCAGGGAGUAUAACAUGGGUAUCGAUCCUCGCACUUUGGUUGGGCGUAUAUUGACUCGAAUCACCCUCCGCAAGAUCGAUACCAAAGAUCGUCAUCCGACGCGAACUCUACAAUUUAGCGAAGGCAAAGAUGUGGAGAUCAGGAUCAGGGAUUACCACACCCUUCAGAUCGACGUACCGGAGAUCCGGAUCGACGGGGACUUGGCGACCGAGUUGAACAAUUAUGGCGUAACGCACAGCUUCAAGGUCCAGGACUGCGCAUACGUCCUUCGCACGGGUAUGGUCUACAGUAAGGAGCGAAAGACAAUGAUACCGAUUGAAUACAUCGCGUUACUCAUACAGUUUCAUGGGCGUGCGAUGCCAGUGUAUAUCUACGCUUUGUAUUCCGAGUGGGAAGAGAAAAUGUCAGGUGUUGUCCCGAGCUUUUAUCGGGAGUUCGCGCUGACGCCUGCCGUGAUUGAGAAGAAGGGGAGGCGGUGGAGUGGAUUUGGAAGGAAAAAGUCAGAUCAGGGCAAGUGA